Cephus cinctus (wheat stem sawfly) is the source of this 1134-nucleotide messenger RNA. RefSeq lists its product as uncharacterized. Bases 1 to 1044 code for a protein of 347 amino acids. Lineage: Eukaryota; Metazoa; Arthropoda; Insecta; Hymenoptera; Cephidae. The transcript is spliced from 3 exons. The record is from RefSeq and is a predicted model, not a curated record.
AUGGUUAGGAAAAAUUAUGAUGCUUUGAACAAAGAGUUCUCCCAAACAGUUUGGAUGAAACUGGCUGCGGCUACGUUAAUUUUGAUACAGCUAUUCAACCGACGCAGAGCGGGGGAAAUCGAGCGGAUAUUCAUAGACGAUUUUCGAAGUCAGCAAAAGAUCGACAACAGUACCAUUGGCGAGGCGUACACGAAGUUCACACCGGACGAAAAGCGGGCUGCGAUGAAAUACUUAUUGCUGAAGUAUAGACCCACCGCGCUUGUGAAUAAAAGAAUUCCAUACUUGUUUGGAAUUCCUGGAACCCUCAAGGGUGAUUACAAAAAUUUUCGCGCCUGCGAGCUCAUACGAAAAUUUGCAGUCGAUUGCGGUGCUGAGAAUCCACAAACAUUACGCGGAACGAUUCUUCGAAAACAAAUUGCUACGAUGUGCAUAACUUUUAAUUUGACAGACAAUGAUAUAUCUGAUUUAGCGAACUUCUUAGGCUAUGCCGACAAAAUUCACAAAGACUACUAUCGGCAACCCAUCAUAUCACGAGAAAUUCUUCACGUUUCAAAGCUUCUAGAGGCCGUGCAAGGAAAAAACGACGAUUCCGAAGGUGAUUCCGACGACGGAGGCAACGUUUGUAAGACUGGUUCCUCAACGCUUGGAACAUCUGUUAACCGUUCGGAAACCGAGAUACGAAUAGGGACCAACGAGCAUCGACAUACAAACGAAAAUCCAGCCACACAAUUAUCUGGUGAUCAGGAACCAGAAUUCGGUGAUACCAAUUACGAUAAAGGGAACUCGUCUGAUGAUGAAAUAUUCGCGAAACCGAAAGCGAAAAAAAAACGAUCGACAUCACCUUAUGGAAAGUGCCGCCGAACUCGAUGGAAUGAGAAAGAAAAGGAAAUCGCACGCCGAUAUUUCAGUCAGAGCAUCGCGACAAAAACCCUUCCCUCGUUUCAAAUGAUCCAAGAAAUAAUUGAUGCGAAUCCUGGAAUUUUUAAUCGCAACUUAGCGUCGAGCAAAUCAUGGGUCAGCAACCAGAUAAAGAAGGGGAGCUAAACGUCUGACGACGUACUUUCCAUACAAGACAAGGUUUCUAUGUAACAGCAUAUGAUAAUAGCUAAUAUAAUAAACGAGAAAUGAAGACUA